CACGUAUCUGCUGCGGAGUAGCAGCGUAGCAUGCUAGCGAGUAAAAACAAUACUUGAUGGGAUAUAAUGUAACAUUUAUCUGACAUUUUUACACUUAAAUAUCAUCGCUAAAUUGUAAUACUAAAGCUAGUAACGUCGAGCAUCAUGGAAACAGAAAACCGACCCAAAAAGAGAAACUACUCGGAGAAGUCUGGAUCAGAGGGCUCAGAGGAUGAUGACUAUGUGCCGUAUGUUCCUGUUAAGAUUAGAAAACAGCAGAUGCUCCAUAAGGUGAUGCGUCUGCGUGGGAAAGGGCUCACGGAAGAGGAACAGAAAGACAGCGGUGAAGAGCAGAAAGAUGAGGAUGAGGGUCUGGGCCCCCGAUCCAAUGUCAGUCUGCUGGACCAGCACCAACACCUCAAGGAGAAAGCUGAAGCUCGAAAGGAGUCUGCAAAGGAGAAGCAGUUGAAAGAGGAAGAAAAAAUUCUGGAAAGUGUGGCUGAAGGCAGAGCUCUAAUGUCCGUGAAGGAAAUGGCCAAAGGAAUCACAUACGAUGACCCAAUAAAAACAAGCUGGAAUGCGCCACGUUACAUUCUCGGCAUGCCGCCAGCACGGCACGAACGUGUACGGAAGAAGUACCAUAUUCUUGUUGAAGGUGAAGGCAUUCCACCACCCAUUAAGAGCUUUAGAGAGAUGAAGCUUCCUCAGGCCAUCCUGAAAGGACUGAAGAAGAAAGGAAUCGUUCACCCAACACCCAUUCAGAUUCAGGGAAUACCAACCAUUCUCUAUGGCAGGGACAUGAUUGGCAUUGCCUUCACCGGCUCAGGAAAAACCCUGGUUUUCACGCUGCCCAUCACUAUGUUUUGUCUGGAGCAAGAGAAACGGCUACCCUUCUGUAAGAGAGAGGGACCCUACGGCCUCAUCAUUUGCCCUUCUAGGGAGCUCGCGAGGCAGACACAUAGUAUCAUUGAAUACUACUGUAAACUCCUAGAGGAUGAAGGGGCUCCACAGUUGCGCUGUGCGCUGUGUAUUGGGGGCAUGUCCGUCAAAGACCAGAUGGAGGUUGUAAAGCAUGGGGUGCACAUGAUGGUGGCCACUCCUGGCAGACUGAUGGACCUGCUGAACAAGAAGAUGGUGAGUCUGGAUAUCUGCCGCUAUCUGGCUCUGGAUGAGGCUGACAGGAUGAUUGACAUGGGUUUUGAGGAGGACAUUAGGACCAUCUUCUCUUACUUUAAGGGUCAGAGACAAACGCUGCUCUUUAGUGCCACUAUGCCCAAGAAGAUCCAGAACUUUGCCAAAAGUGCUUUAGUGAAACCCAUCACUAUUAACGUGGGCAGAGCUGGAGCUGCAAGCUUGGACGUCAUCCAGGAAGUAGAAUAUGUCAAAGAGGAGGCCAAAAUGGUUUAUCUCCUGGAGUGUCUUCAAAAGACCCCACCUCCGGUAUUAAUCUUUGCGGAGAAGAAAGCAGAUGUAGAUGCCAUACACGAGUAUCUUCUGCUGAAAGGUGUGGAGGCAGUGGCUAUUCACGGAGGAAAAGACCAAGAAGAGAGAACGAAAGCCAUUGAAGCAUUCAAAGAGGGAAAGAAAGACGUCUUAGUGGCUACUGAUGUUGCUUCGAAGGGUCUGGAUUUCCCAGCUAUCCAGCAUGUAGUCAAUUAUGACAUGCCAGAGGAGAUUGAGAACUAUGUCCACCGAAUAGGCAGAACAGGUCGGUCUGGAAAGACAGGAAUAGCAACAACAUUUAUCAACAAAGGAUGUGAUGAGUCUGUGCUGAUGGAUCUGAAAGCUCUUUUGGUUGAAGCCAAACAGAAGGUUCCUCCUGUACUGCAGGUCCUCCAAACGGGAGACGAGACGAUGCUGGAUAUUGGAGGGGAGAGAGGAUGUACAUUUUGUGGCGGUUUGGGCCACAGGAUCACAGAUUGUCCCAAGUUGGAGGCCAUGCAGACAAAACAGGUCACCAACAUCGGCCGCAAAGACUACUUGGCCAACAGCUCCAUGGAUUUUUAAUGCCGUCUACUCCUUCGAUGUUAAAUUCUUCAUUGAGAGAGGCUUCAGUGUUAUGUUUUAUCUCAUUUUGUACAAAAUGUAUUAUUCAUGGAACUGUACAUUGUUUCAUUAAUUUCAGUGAACCUUUUGUUGCAAAAUACAGCUUUGUAUAAGUAAAAAAUAUAUUAAAGUUAGUUAGUUCAUGGAGUUUUCAGCAGGUUUUGCUCUAUAUUGAUGUUCAUGUAAUUAUGUAACAGCUGAACUGUUAAAGUAUUUAUCUGAAAUCCACUCAGGCAUGUUUUUGACAGUUAAUUGUUUAUUUGCUACACAUCCAGUGUAAAUAUAUGAACGUCAAUUCAUGCUCUUCGUUUUAUGAUGCAAACUGCAAAUAAAAUUCUUCUUUGAGAUUA
This is a messenger RNA of Rhinichthys klamathensis goyatoka, 2375 nucleotides long. Its product is annotated as probable ATP-dependent RNA helicase DDX41. Gene Ontology annotation, cellular component: spliceosomal complex. Gene Ontology annotation, molecular function: RNA binding; zinc ion binding; RNA helicase activity. The record is from RefSeq and is a predicted model, not a curated record. Gene Ontology annotation, biological process: mRNA splicing, via spliceosome. Lineage: Eukaryota; Metazoa; Chordata; Actinopteri; Cypriniformes; Leuciscidae. Bases 145 to 1986 code for a protein of 613 amino acids. The transcript has 17 exons.